Messenger RNA from Plasmodium berghei ANKA, 921 nucleotides. Its product is annotated as ubiquitin-conjugating enzyme E2, putative. Bases 1 to 921 code for a protein of 306 amino acids. The record is from RefSeq and is a predicted model, not a curated record. NCBI's taxonomy places the organism in Eukaryota, Apicomplexa, Aconoidasida, Haemosporida, Plasmodiidae. The transcript is spliced from 7 exons.
AUGGUAACAUUAAGCGAAACCAUAUCCUAUGUGCUCACUGAUUUAAAUAAUGAUCAAAAGAAGGAAAUACUUAAUGUAUUAGUUCAUAUUAUUCAAAAAAUUAUAGACAACCCAACUAGAGCAAAAUUUCGCUCCUUAAAAAAAGACAGUCAAACAUUUAUAAAUAAGUUUCUACGUUUUAAAGGAUCCGAAAAUAUAUUAAAGGCUAUAGGUUUUGAAGAAGAUGCGGAACGAUGGUUUUUCCCUGUUUCAAAUGAUGGAUCAUUAACAGAAAAUUUAAAUAAAGUUCGAAAUUAUAUAAAAAAUAAUGCAUAUACAAUAUAUAAUAAUACUGAAAAUAUUUUUGAACAAAAUCAAAAUUCAUCAAAUGACUUAACAAAUCAUACAAACAAUAAUUGUAACAAUAGUACUACGGAUCAUUUUAAACUUGAAGAUAAAGAACAAAUUUUAAAACCAAGGCCUGAUGGAUUAACCCUCGGAGGGUUAUCGAAAAGAAGGUUAGAAAAAGAAAGGAAUGAAUUGUUAAGAGAAAGGGAAAAUACUAUUAAACUAAUACAAGAGGAUUCCGAUAAAUGGAUUAUACAAAUUAAAGGUGCAGAAAAUACCUUAUAUUCAAAUGAAACAUUUAAAAUGCAAUUUAAAUUCACAGACAAAUAUCCGAUAGAAAGCCCUGAAGUCAUAUUUAUCGGCCAACCACCAAUUCAUCCACAUAUAUACAGUAAUGGGCAUAUUUGCUUAUCAAUUUUAUACGAUCACUGGUCUCCUGUUUUAUCUGUAAAUUCGAUUUGUCUUUCAAUUAUAUCUAUGCUAUCAAGUUGUACAAAAAAAAGAAAGCCAAUUGAUGAUAUGCUAUAUUGUUCUGCAGGGUCUAAAGUUUCUCCAAAAAAUAUGAGAUGGAUGUUUCAUGAUGAUAAAGUUUAA